Messenger RNA from Miniopterus natalensis, 6435 nucleotides. It is a transcript of the gene RAB11FIP1, whose product is annotated as RAB11 family interacting protein 1. Gene Ontology annotation, biological process: regulated exocytosis. The record is from RefSeq and is a predicted model, not a curated record. Gene Ontology annotation, molecular function: small GTPase binding. Lineage: Eukaryota; Metazoa; Chordata; Mammalia; Chiroptera; Miniopteridae. Gene Ontology annotation, cellular component: intracellular membrane-bounded organelle.
CUCACCGUGCUGCACCGCGCGCUGCUCGGCCUCGACAAGUUCCUGGGCCGCGUCGAGGUGGACCUGCGGGAGCUGCAUCGGGACCAGGGCCGCAGGAAGACCCAGUGGUACGCCUUGAAAUCCAAGCCAGGAAAGAAGGGGAAAGAGCGAGGAGAAAUUGAAGUUGACAUCCAGUUCAUGAGAAACAACAUGACAGCUAGCAUGUUUGACCUUUCCGUGAAAGACAAGUCUCGCAACCCAUUUGGGAAGCUGAAGGACAAGAUCAGGGGGAAGAAUAAGGACAGCGCCUCAGACACCGUGUCAGCAAUCGUCCCCAGCACCUUACCCUCCGUUGACAGUGAGGAUGAGUCGCCCUCCAAAGACAAGAAAAAGAAGUCAAAGAUUAAGACCUUGUUUUCUAAGUCUAAUUUGCAUAAAACACCACUUUCCCAGUCCAUGUCUGUCCUGCCUACUUCAAAGUCAGACAAAGUGCUGCUUCGUCCGGGAGACUUUCAGUCCCGGUGGGAGGAUGAUGACGAGGAUGAGUCCUCCUCUGCCUCAGACGUCAUGUCUCACAAGAGAACAGUAAGUGCAGAUCCUAAGCAACUGAACCAGAUCAACUUCAGCCUUCCCAAGAAGGAAGGGCUCUCUUUUCUCGGCGGCCUUCGGUCCAAGAAUGACUCCCUUUCCCGCUCUAACGUCUGUAUCAAUGGUAAUCAUGUUUAUGUGGAGCAGCCAGAAGGCAAGAAUGAGACCAAGGACACCUCUUCUUCUUCCCCAUCCCCCCAGGGCUUCAGGAAGAAGCAUUUGUUCUCAUCUACAGAAAACUUGGCUCCUCGCUCUUGGAAGGAACCUGGGGAAGGGGGUGCAGUGUCUUCUGACAAGUGGCUCUCUGAGUCUUCCACGAAGAACUCUCCGAAAUCCAUGACCCUGCCGCCCUCCUGGCCACCCGUCAGCGGGGACGUUAGGGAAAACACGGCACCAGUGAAAUUGGAGGCUGUGAAAGAAUCCAAAGAGAGCAAGAAGCACGAGAACAGGAAGUCCUCUUUGCUUUCUCUGGUGACAGGGAAGAAGGACGUGGCUAAGGGCAGUGAAGGGGAAAGCCCUGCUACCACCCCAGGGAAAGAGAAGGAGGGCGCGCUGAGGGAGGACGGGCCAGGGCCUGUUGAAGGCCUUGCGAAGAGAUCUGAGAAGGAUACUGUGGCCGUUGUCUCUGGACAGGGAAAAUCCCUGAACCCCUUUGAAGAUGUGAAGAUCACAGAACCGGAAGCUGACCCAGAGCCCAAGUCUGAACAGACACCACCCGUUACCUCUGCCAGGGCGCCCCAGACCAAAGCCGUGAAACCUCGACUGGAAGUGUCUCCAGAGGUUCAGCCCACAGCCAGGCUUUCUCCUUCCCCUGACUCUCCUCCCUUCUUUCCUGCUCUCCCUUCCAGAUCUGCUCAGACACCUGUCCUUUCUCAGUCGGGGCAUGAGUCAGACACACAGCCCACAGAAUCUCCUUCUGUCUGCUCUACUCUCUCACCUCCCCUAGCAGCUCCCAUUUCCACAUCCACUCCUAUUGAGAGCUGGCCUUCCACCGACCAGGGACAGGCUGGCCCCGAAGAAUCAUCUCUGCUCCUGAAUGCAGGGUUACAAAAGGAGAGCUUAACACAAGUUCCAAAUGCUGGUUCUUGUGCCUUGGGAUCACUUUCCAAACAGCCACAUGCUGCAGUGUGGAAAGGAGCAGGAGAAGCUCCGGUGGGGAAGACCAGUGAGAUGGACACAGAGAAGGAUACCAGUGGUGACGACUCAGAAAAAUCUCCCCUGAAGCAGCCUGAAAUGGGACAGCAAGAAGAACUUCUGAGGUUUCCCCCCCAAAAACAAGACUAUACCUCUUCAUCUGAAGGGGCUCAAGAAGUAACAUUGUCUCUUUCAGUGAGAAGUAGCCGCAUGGAAAGCCCGUUUGGGAAGCCUCCAAUGGGGGUAAACACAGACUUGGAGAGUCAGUCUGGGUCUUUUGAGGAGAACAAAGUUGGGGAUGGCCGAAUGACUUCUGCAGUCAAACAAGAAGUACCCCCUCUUCAAAUGGGAGAACUGGUCCCCCCACUUGACUCCGUGAUGGGGAGACAUGAAGAGAUGGGUCUGAAUGGCAGUGAGGGCCGAAAGAAAAUCAAGAAGCACGUGUCAUUUUCUGAGCAGCUCUGUAUGGAAGAGGAAGUGGAGAAGUCCCCUGGAUUCAUCAAAGAGAACAAAAGUGAUCCCCAGGAGCUGAGGCAUGGAGGGGCUGCCGCUGGCAGUGUGUGUCACAGAGAGCCUGCUGAGUCUCCCCACGCGGGAGACUCUGAGAGGAAAGUUGUGAUUGAACCCAGGCCUCUGAAUUCCAGUGUGCCAGCUGCCGUGGCUGAUCACCUGCUCCUCCCAUCUCAUGAGGAGAGUGUCUCAGAAGUCCCAGUGAGUGAAGCAAGCUCGGGGAAAGGCAUUCCACUCCUUAGGACGGAGGGAGACGAUACACUUAUGUCUCAAAAUCAGAGCAAGGCCAGUGAUCAUGAAGGUCUAUUGUCUGAUCCCCUGGGUGACCUUCAGUCUGCCUCAGAUGUUAAAUCUCCAGUCACAGCUGAUCGGGACUUAACCCUUCCUUCCAUUCCUGAAGUUGCGUCAGAUGAUGAAAGAGUAGACGAGCUGGAAGAUGACAGAGGGGCAGCAAAGGUGGCAACUCUGGAAGUAGGAGCUUCUUCCUUGAGCAUGUUACCUGCCCACCCUGAGAAGGCGCCCAGUGGCGAGGCAGGUGGAAUGGCAGUGCCUGCAGACAGCCUACAUGACCUCAGGUCGAAAGUGCCAGAAGCAUCUGUUAGGGCUUCUUCAGAGCAGACUACAGCUUUAGGAAUUCAUAAACCAUGCCUUAGCAAGAGCUUAUACUUGGAUACACAGCCACCAGGCCCUGGUAAUGACGAGAAGGAAAAACUGAUGGGAAAUGGGAGACUAAGUCAGCCUCCUGAUGUGGCCCUGGAUUCUCCUGUCUCCAGCCCAUCCUUUUCCGAGCCCUCUCCUGCCACACACUCUUUCCCUAGCUAUCCACACUCUGACACUCACUAUGCCAGUACAGCAGAAUCUCAAAAAAAAGCAACAGCAGAGGGCCUCCCUGAUAAAGUGGAAAAUUCUGGCAAGAGGAAGCCGCUUCUUCAGGCCUGGGUCUCACCCUCGGAGACACAUCCAGUCUCAGCUGGAACUGGGUCAGCCAAGCACAGACCUCAUCUUGUGAAACCAAUGAACACGACAGCCACCAAGAUUGCUAACUCCAGCUCGGGAACUGCCACUAUCAUCAGUGAGAACUUGAUCAACGAAGCUAUUAUGAAGAAAUACAACCCCUCGGACCCUGCUUUUGCUUAUGCACAGCUAACCCACGAUGAGCUGAUCCAGCUGAUCCUCAAGCAGAAGGAAACAAUAACCAAGAAGGAGUUCCAGGUUCGCGAGCUGGAGGACUACAUCGACAACCUGCUGGUCAGGGUCAUGGAGGAAACCCCCAACAUCCUCCGAGUCCCGGCUCAGGUUGGCCGAAAGGCAGGGAAGAUGUGAAUGGCCAGCGCUGAGACUUUGUUGUGAGUUUGUUUCCACUUCCUCCUGAGGUCAAGGACUCCAUAUGCCUGAUAACCAGCUUACGGCUCCAAGUCACCAUCUAUCUCCCCUGCAUGUUAUCUGGCAAGAGUCAAUUCUACCAGUUGGAGCCAGGUUAAUUAUUACAAUAAGUCUUUUACUGUACAUUCCCAGGGUUUUAUUUUUAAAUGCCACUGUGCCUUAUGUUGUAAAUAUUUUAUGCCCUGACCAAAGACAUGGUCAUAAGAUCUGAUCCCGGCCCAUGGUGCCAGGGGUAUUAAUGUAUUUUAACAUUGGGGUUUCCUUUCUUCUUUGAAAUUGAGAUCCUAAAAUAUGUAUCCCCCAGUCAUUAAUGCUUGGGGCAAAAUGAGAAGGUGCUGUGUUACAUAUAUUUUCUUGGCUUUUGAGUAGCUCAGGUGUGGCUUUUUGGCUAUAGAUGCUAAAUUUUGAUACCAUGUCAACCUCCAGGGCUUCUUAAACUUGGCCUUGUUUUGACUGGAGUGGAGGAAUUUAGGGAAAGCCUCUGAGUGUGCCUUUAAGAUUUUUGAACAAGUUGCCUUUUCUAAACAUCAGCUUCCACUACUCCCUAGCCUUAAGAUGUGCUCUGUGUGGAUCCACAGGACCCUUGAGAAGUAGAACAGGGGAAUGGGAGAGUCACUUGGGGCUCAAGUAGGGGGAGUUGGUUGGAGUCCCUCCUCGCAUGAUAGCAGGGUUCCUGCUGGCUGCUCUGUGUCUUGAUAAGGGAUUGGGUGACUCAGCCCUUACUAAAAUGAUUCCACCAGGUACAGAAUGAUUUUAGUUGGAUUCCUGUGGCCUUUUCCCUUGUGCCUUAGCUCCUUGGUUUCCCUGGCAGCUCUUCCUGUCAUUUCCCCCCUUAUUAUAAAAUGGUGUAAAGAGCAAGAAGGUGAUACUUAUUUUGGGAUUGCUGUAUUUUAAAAACUAGAUUAAUACACAUAUUUUAAAAAUUAGAACACUUGCCCUCUUCUUAAUUCAUAGUACCAGUUAAAAUUCUUCAGGUAAUCACAUUGUUAGUAAACCUAAUAUUGGGAUUAGAUUGUUUCUGUAUUACUCAUUUUUUUCUCCUGGUUGUGACAGAAUCUUACCAGAUCUUGACCUUUCUCUUGGGGGAGGAAUAUCACCAGCCAAUGGGGUGGGCAGGGGUGGCAAUACUAGCAGGUAUUAAAUUUGGGAUCUCUUCUUGGUAUGUUUUUGUUAUAUUGAGGUUAUGAGGCAAGAUUGUUGGCAGCAGAAUUCCUUUUCAGGAUCACAUUGGCUGCAACUUUAGUUAUAUCGGAGCACUUUAAUCUGAAGGAUGAUACUGUAACUUGAUUUAUCUAAUUAGUUUUUAACUACCUAUAGCUAUUUUAUUUAAUACUCUCCUACAGUACUGGGGACUACUGUAAACUUCUCAGAUGACUUGUAUUUUUGUAGUGCUAAGAAAUUUAUUUACAUACCUACAAAGAGAACUGUAUAUUCACUUGAACUCUGAAAAUGUAUAUGUAUAUAUUUGUUCCGCAACAUGUUUUUUACUUGAUGUAAAUGUGUUUUGACUGUGAUAACCCAAGUGCACUGGGGGGCAGGUGUGCUCUGAAUGGUUUCUCCUCUGAAGAGCUGGUGUGGAGACCUGCACUGUUCUGGGGAGGUUUGGUUUGGAGAUUGCUGCUAAGACCUUGGGCAUGUACCCCGGUCAGUGCUUGAGAGGGACGCUGGGUGGAGGAGCGAAUUCCUGUGCUCUGAAAUGCCACUUGGGAACUCUGGAGAAUGAAGGACAAUCUACUUCAAGGGUGUCUGGUUUCUACCACUGCUGGAAAAAAAAUUCAAUUGAUAGCAUUCCUGUACCUUUCAAAGUAGGCAGCCUGAAGAGUUAAUGACUGUCCUUGAGGACUCUACUCUGGGACAAAAUUUAUCUAAGAUAAAGUUUUAGCCUGCCUGAGCCAUUCGCAGGGCGUGGUGAGUGGAUUGCUGGACUCCUAUACCUGGCAUAUGUCUGAAGGCCUAUGCCCAUCUGUAUAGGAACUGGGACUUGCUUCUAGCUGAUGUGAAUGCUCAUCUAACUGAUGGGCCCUGGGAAGAGGCUGUGCUCUGGAGCAGCGGGGCAGCUCUCCUUAGCCUUGCCUAGCUGCCUCCAGAAAGAACAGUAGGUACUUUAGGGAAGUGUCAGAUUAAAUACCAAACACCUUGCAGUGAAUUUCAACUAGAGGUCAGAUCCAUGAAAAAAGAAGGUCAAUCCUUUGCUUGGUUUCGUAUCAUCUCAUUCCUUGGACUUUGGCAGAUGUCCCGCCCUUCUUUCUUAUUCCUGUAUGUUAACCUCAUCAGGUGAGCAGAAUGGAGAAGCAAGAAAGUCUACCCUUUGCCAUGCGUAAGAGCUGUUGAUCUUCCAGCUGUUGAGUGGAGAGGUGUGUGCAUGUGUGCACGAACCAAUGGGAUACAUGUGUGUCAUUCCAGUGGGAGCUCAGAAGGGCAUCGAGGGAGGAAGGUCCAUGACACUCAGCCACAUACUGUAUUGAAGGCCAGAGGCAAUUUAAUAUUAAAUUAUACAGGAUAUUUCCUUACUGGAUCCCUUCUCCCAAUGGACUCUUUUUUCUUUUUUAGAACUACUAAUUAAUGAUCCCUCAAGGCUGAAAGAUUAAUUGCCUUAGAUGGAGAACAUAAUCUCUUCUAGUAUCCACACCAACCUCAACUCUGGUUUCUCAAUAUCUAUUAUGUGAGCUGCUAACCUAACCUCUUCCUCCCUCCAACUCUUGAAGGAUCCCCCAGUGUUUUUGGAUUAUAGAGUUAUUUCCUGCUUUGUUACUUGGGGAGUUUUGAAUUUCUCUGAUUUUGUUUUUAAGAAGUAACCUAAAAUUUCCAACAACACUAAAUAAAAUGGUACUACCUUUCAAA